This is a messenger RNA of Gaeumannomyces tritici R3-111a-1, 2037 nucleotides long. RefSeq names its product drug resistance transporter. Gene Ontology annotation, biological process: transmembrane transport. The transcript has 6 exons. The record is from RefSeq and is a predicted model, not a curated record. NCBI's taxonomy places the organism in Eukaryota, Fungi, Ascomycota, Sordariomycetes, Magnaporthales, Magnaporthaceae. Gene Ontology annotation, molecular function: transmembrane transporter activity. The coding region runs from base 1 to 2037 and encodes 678 amino acids.
AUGUCGAGCUCGACAGUCAAGCGGUCCUCCCUGCUGCUGCAGUCGCCGUUCCCGCUGCCCAACAUGCCGGAAGCACACGUCCCUCUUCGGCACAGCAGCAUCGGCGUCCCGCCCAGGCAGAGCAGCCUAGCCAACCGGCUCUCGGUACACCGCCGCAGCCUGAGAAGAAGCGACUCCAUGGAGGAGGCCCUGAGGCCCAGUCCUCCCAGCGAGAGCGAGAGCAGCGACGGCCGAGUAGGCGGCGGCGAGAGCUUCGUCACGCCCCCGGAGGAGGAGACGCUUGGCACGGCACGCUGCGUUGCCAUCGUUGGAAUGCUGCUUACUUCUCUCCUCUUCUCCCUCAUCGACACGACUAUCGUAUCGACCUCCCUACUUGAGACUGCCCAGGACCUCGGGAGCUUCUCCGAGGCGACUUGGAUAAUGCUAUCAUACCUGCUGACCUACAUGGGCUUUUCCGUUAUCUUUGCGAAGCUCAGCGACAUCUUUGGUCGGCUCGCGAUGCUCGAGGUCUCCUGGCUCCUCUUCACCGUCUUCUCGCUAGGUUGCGGUCUUGCGCAGACUAUGAACCAGCUGAUCGUGAUGAGGGCUUUCCAGGGGAUAGGCGGCGCCGGCCUCUACAGCCUGCCUAUAAUAUGUCUCCACGAGGUUAUCCCGAGGCGUCGCUGGCAGUUGGUAGGAGGGGGUAUCGCAAUUACCCUCUCCAUAUCAUAUGUUCUCGGCCCGUCCCUGGGAGGCGUUGUCCCGCACCGCAGCAGCUGGAGGGUGCUAUAUCUCAUCAACAUCCCUUUUGGGGUGGUUGCAGCUGCCGGACUAUUCCUCCUAUACCCCCGACGGCGGCAACAAAACACCACCACCAUCCUGCAAAGCUUCGGCAUGAUCGACUUCCCUGGCGCCCUCCUGCUCCUCGCCGCGAGCAUGAUGUUGGUAUACGCGAUUCAGGAGGCAGGGUCCAUGAAGUAUCACUGGAACUCGGUCCCCAUCGCCGUCAACCUGACACUCUCGCUGCUUUGCUGCAUCGCCUUCUGGGGGUGGGAAGCGUUCCUUCACGCGAGAGGCGGCCGCGUCGCGCCCAUAUUUCCCAUGUCCCUGGCUACACAUCGAGUCUAUGUUGCCUGUCUGUUCGUUACAGUACUUGUGGGGUUCGUCUUCAUGCCAGCCGUCGUCAUGAUCCCCGAGCGAUCACAGAUACUGGAGGGCAAGAACGUGAUGAUGGCUGGCGUCGACCUCCUCCCCAUGCUCGCCGCCGUGGCCGUGGGCUCGUUUGUUGCCGGGCCGCUCUCGAUGCAAAAGAACCGUACGACCUUCACCCUCGUCCUGGGCACUAGCUUGAUAACGACAGGCGCAUCCCUCAUGACAAUCCUGGAAAGCAUGGCUCCGGAAUCGGCCAUCAAGGCCAUGUACGGCUUCGAGGUCGUCCUCGGUCUUGGCUUCGGCCUCUGCCUGGCGUCGACAACCAUCAUGGCCAACCUGCAAGCAAGAGACGCUGACAUGGCGGUCGCCAAUGGCGCCGUAGCCCAGGCUCGCGUCCUGGGCUCAGCCAUCGGACUCGGCAUCUGGACCACCAUCUUCAACACGACGACGCAAAGCGGCGGCAGGCUGGGGUCGACGGCGGAGGGCGGAAUCCUCACGCCCGAGCAGGCAGAGGCUCUGCGCCGGAUUCCCACAAGCGUGCUGCAGCUCCCAGGGCCGGCGCGGGCCGAGGCACGAACAGUUUACAAGGCGGCCUUCACGGAGCAGAUGAUGGUCUUGGCCAUUGCCGCGGCCGUCGCCUUCGCCCUGAGCCUCUGUACCUACGAGACCGAGCCACCGCCCGGCCAGCUACCGCCACCGUCGCCGCCCAUGGGCUGGAAUCCUAAGCAGAUGAUGCCUGCCACUGAUGGCGCCAACGAGCAGGAGCUUCUGGACAUGGCCAGGAUCGAGGCCUCGCUUGGGGUCACCAGGGGCGACCUUGGCCAGCCUUUGCAGUCGGACAGUCGCCGGGAGUCUUUUGAGCUCGGAAGGCUCCCUACUGUUCCGCUGCCCAUCAUCACGAGGUGA